AUGUCUUCCCAGCCAGAAACAUCAAAGAAACAGAAGACUGACUUUUCACAGUCGACAUCGACUCCGAAUAUAAAUUGGAAGAAACCUGUGCGACUUGGUUUCAUCGCGGCGGAUAGAACGCGUCCACUGACGGCAGAGCAAAUGGCAAAGCUGAAGGAAGCGAUUCUUAAGACGACGCUAACGUGCGUUACAGAGGGAGUGAGACCGCAGUUUGAAGCAAGUGGGGAACGAAGUGAUUGGUAUCUACUCGUCUGCUCUAAUUACAGUGCAGCCGAGUGGGUUAGACAUAACAUUAAUCACAUCAAGGCCAAUUGUUCUUUGGAUAUCGAGCUGUUGGAGGAACAUCAAUUUCCCUCGUCAUUCCUCAUAAAAGGCAACUUUCCCAAUAGUCUGGAAUAUCAGAACGAGACGAUUCUGGGAUACAUCAGUGCCCAGAAUGAUGUCUGCACAAGGCUUUGGAAAAUUGUUAAUCGGAUUGCAGCUCGUGAAACUCUGCAGCUGGACAUCCUGAUCGAUAAUGCAUCUCUGCAGGCGCUAAGAAAGAUUAGCUUCAGGAUAUGGUACUGCAUUGGCAGCGUCAAGCUAUUGCAGAUGGAAGCAGACCGCAAAUCAAUUCCAUCACCUCCUCAAGUCAAUGCAGCAAAUCCCUGGUAUCCCUAA
Drosophila innubila is the source of this 660-nucleotide messenger RNA. RefSeq lists its product as uncharacterized. The transcript has a single exon. The record is from RefSeq and is a predicted model, not a curated record. The coding region runs from base 1 to 660 and encodes 219 amino acids. NCBI's taxonomy places the organism in Eukaryota, Metazoa, Arthropoda, Insecta, Diptera, Drosophilidae.